This is a messenger RNA of Paramuricea clavata, 2534 nucleotides long. The record is from the annotation of a GenBank genome assembly. NCBI's taxonomy places the organism in Eukaryota, Metazoa, Cnidaria, Anthozoa, Malacalcyonacea, Plexauridae.
AUGGUCGCUGAUGGCGAUAUGGUCGCUGAUGGUGUUGCUGUAUGUUCCGUCACCUGGGUAAGUAAUUGUGUGUUUUUUGUUCGUCUUUGUAUUCCAGUUUCCACUUUGUGUGACAAUAGUUCUGUCUUUGGAGAGGUGAAUUCUCGGCAUCAUUGGGAUUUUCCAAGCCGGGAUAGUCGUUGGUCGGUAGCUUGAGUUCCUACUUGACAGUCAAAUUGACUUCAGUUCGUGGUUACAGCCUUGCUAAACGUAACGUGCGUCCUCUUCAACAGAGCUAUACCAUCCAAAGAACUGUCGUGCUUAGGUCAUGUGCUAUUACUCUAUAUGCUCUUGCUAUUCGUUCACUGAGUGAUCGCAUGUUAAUAUUAUUCAACUUUUUCUACGAGUGAAGAUCUUAAUUUACAACACCUACUAAGGACACGGCAAAGCUUAAAUCAAGCACUUGCAUAGAUAAUUAAUCACACCUGAUUGCACAAUACCCAAAUUGUUUCAAUGGGAUUGGCAAAUUUCAAGGGGAAUAUCACAUCACCUUAGACCCUUCAGUUCCACCUGUCAUUCACCCCCCCCGACGCGUACCUAUUAGAGCUAGAUAUUAUAACCAAAGUUAUAGAAGGUGAACCCACAGCAUGGGUCAACAGCCUAGUUUACCGAAGGAAACCCAAUGGAGGCUAAGAAUAUGCCUGGAUCCGAAAGACUUGAAUGUCGCUAUCCAACAUGCACAUGACCACCAUGUUACACCAACCUUAGAAGAAAUUCUACCAAAGUUGAAUGGUGCUACCCAUUUCUCUAUCCUCGACGCAAGAACGUGACAACUAGUCCGACUACUGGAACGUAACAACUAGUCCAACUACUGGAACGUGACACAAGAUGAAGAAUCCAGUUAUUUAACAACGUUGAACUCACCCUUUGGGCGAUGUCGAUUUAAACGAAUGCCAUUCGGUUUAAAGAUGUCACAGGAUGUUUUUCAAUCAAAAAUUGAUCAAACACUUGAGAGUUGCAAUGGUGUUGUGGAAAUCGCUGACGACAUAGUGGUCUUUGGCAAGACAGCGGAAGAGCAUGUUGAAAGCCCACAUGGUAUGAUGGAGAGAUGCCAAAACACCUGUCUAGAGCUCAACCCUGAGAAAUGCUUCAUAAAGCAGAAGCAGAUCAAAUUCUAAGGAGUUGUAUGCAACGAAGAGAGCAUUAUGCUAGAUCAAUCCAAGGUUUCCGUCUUGAAAUAGAUGACAAAGCCCAUAGAUCGUCGUGAGAAGUUGUUCUACAAGUGGACGCUUCAACAAAGGGUAUCGAAGCAGCACUAAUACAAGAAGGGACGUGGAGAGCAGACAUCGAAAGAGAAAUGCUGGCUGUUGUAUAUGAAUGAGAACGUUUCCACACCCAUUUGUUUGGACGACCAGUAAUUGUCCAUACUGACCACAAAACGCUCGAGGGUAUCCACCUGAAGCACCUCACGUCUUCGCCACCCAGACUGCAACGUAUGCUACUCCGGUUACAAACCUACGAUCUAACUAUCAAAUAUAUUCCAAGAAAAGACAUGCUACUAGCAGAUGCUCUGUCACGAUUAUCCCCCGAAGAAAAGAACCCAGUGAAAGAUAUGAACGUGGAAAUUCACGAAGUUUGCCCACAAUUUAGCAGCGAGAUGAUCCAAAAGGUCAAAUAAGCAACAACUUCUGAUCAAGAGCUGAUGAUGCUCAAAACGAUUGUGCACGAAGACUGGCCAACAUCAAUUAAAGAAUUUACACAAGUUCUCAAACCGUAUUGGUGCUACAGAGACGAAAUUACUACCGACAAUGGAAUACUCAUGAAACGGCAAUUAAUCAUUAUACCAUCAAUCCUUCAAGUUGAAAUUCUUGGAAAACUUCAUGCAGCACAUCAAGGUGCAGAGAAAACAAAACUUGUGCCAGAAUAUCCGUUUCUUGGCGAAAGAUGAACGAAGAUAUCGACAGAAGAACCAAAUCUUGUCGUACCUGCCAAGAAUUUCAACAAACACAAACCCGACAACCACUUAUCCCAACAGAGAUACCACCUCGCCCUUGGCAUACAAUUGCCACUGAUCUGUUCUAUCUUGAUAACACAGAAUAUUUGCUUAUUUCCGAUUGUUACUCCAAGUACCCAUUUGUUAGGAAAAGCCCAAAAGGGCAGAGCAACAGCAAGACCAUUAUAGCGAUCCUAAAGCAGAUAUUCAGCGAACAGGGAAUCCCGGAGGUCGUUCGUCUGAUAACGGUCCACAUUAUUCCAGCAAUGACUAUCGCGAAUGUGCUAAUGAAUACGGGUUCCAGAUAGAAACAAGUUCGCCCCACUAUCCCCGAAGCAACGGGUACAUUGAAAGUCAAGUGAAGACAGUGAAAGCAAUAUUAGCUAAAGCUAAGAAGACCGAAACUGACCCGAACAUUGCUCUCCUUUGCUUGCGCUCCACACCGAUAGAUAAUGCGUUACCAUCACCGGCAGAACUGUUCAUGAAAAGGAAAAUUCAAGACAAUUUACCGCGGAAAAUUACCAGGGGUCACAAUAGUGAUGACAUUAUAACCAGAUUAUAG